GUCACGGAGCCGUUUUCAUCUCUCUUGCUUCGAUUGGGUCUCAUUUGGUCUCAUUUUCGCGUAGCCGUCGCUGCAGAUCACUGAAAUAUACCCAAAGAACCUGUAGUUCCAGUAGUAUUACAUACCUAUAGGUAUGAGUUCCAGGGUGCAGACAUACAUCAACAUAUCGAGGAACUAAGAUGGCAGGUAAACCGACGCGGGGCGUUUUUCAAACAAUCUGGAAACAUUUCAUAGAGUCGGUUAAACCACGUAGAUUUAGAGGAGAUCUAGUAGGCACUGAUCACUUUGGUACCAAGUAUUAUGAAACACCGCUACAUUCCACAAGUUCAAAAAAAAAACCACCACGUUACUUCGAACCAGUGAACAAAGAUGACUUUCAGCAAGAAGUACCUGCUGAAUGGGAAGCGUGGCUAAGGUAUCGCAGAAAAGAACCACCGUCAGAUGCUGAAGUAUUGCAGAGUCUGGCACUGAUGAAAACUAAGAAGAAAAAUGCAGCUGAAUUGGAAAGUGCUUUAGAAGCUACAAGAUCCUCAAAGUCAAAACCGGCACCACUGCCAGAGGCGAUUGGAUUCCCAACUUAUAAAGACUAUCAGUAUCCUGAAGGAUUCAAGGACAGCAAAGAGUAAUGUUCAGAGGCGCUUGUAUAAUGUUUUCCACUGGCUACACUGGAUACUCACUAAGUGCAUUUCCUGAGAUUCCACUUCUGCUAUUGUUUGGAAUCUGGAGAAAUAACACUCAGUGUGAAUCAAGUGCAACCAGUGAAAAACGUUAUCGACUUUAAUUUAAUACUCUAGCGAAUUGUUAGAAUGUGAUUGCUGAUUGUUUUCGUAGCCUGCGUAUAAUGUAAUUAUCGAUGACGUACAUGUUAUGUAACAAUCGUACACAAUAAUUUGUACUUUUGCGAUGAAUCCUUCAACUUCAAUAAUUUGUACAGUCAUAAAGGAGAGUUGAUUGGUAGAAAUCAAUUGUUCAUAGUAAAUUCAUGUCAAUACUCUGUUUCAAUAGAAAGCAUAAUUGAAA
Molecule: messenger RNA, 1020 nt
Organism: Neodiprion fabricii
Lineage: Eukaryota; Metazoa; Arthropoda; Insecta; Hymenoptera; Diprionidae
Product: NADH dehydrogenase [ubiquinone] 1 alpha subcomplex assembly factor 2
Exons: 2
Coding region: 180-626 (148 amino acids)
Biological process (GO): mitochondrial respiratory chain complex I assembly
Cellular component (GO): membrane
Source: RefSeq, a predicted model, not a curated record